AUGGUCGAUACAAAAGAUUCUACAAUUAAGAUCGACCAGCAUGUGCUAAUACGUUUGCCGUCAAAGGGGUUGAAGCUUGUCCAGUUACAAGACUCGGGUCGAAUUAGUCUUGGUAAAUUUGGAUCAUUCGAAGUUUCGGGUAUAUUGGGCCAUCCGCUAGGUUCUUCAUUUGAGAUAGUGGAUGACAACACGGUCAGGGUAAUCAAAAGUAUUACGGAUGCUGGUGACAUUUGGAAUGCCGACGAAGAUGUGCAAAAACAAGAAUUGACAAGAAUGUUUAGCAAUAGUGCCGAGAACAACCAAAAUAUCAUAGAUAUUGGAGCCAAAAUACAAACCUUAACUAAUGACGAAAUUGACGAAUUGAAAAAAAGUGGAGCAUCUUCACAAGUUGGGCAGUUAAUCAUUGAAAAAAUGAUUGCAAACCAUGGCGGAUUCGACAAAAAGACGAUAUUCUCACAAGAAAAGUAUUUGAAACGAAAGCAGCUGAAGUUUCUCCGGAGAUUUACCGUGGACUAUCUUGGAGCAGCUGAACUUUUGGAAUAUAAUCUCGAAAAAGAUGCUUCAAAAAUUUUGGAUUUGAGUGUCGAAUCGUUAGGUUUGUUGAUGAAUUACGGUAAUAUUCGGCCAGGUGGAAAGUAUCUUAUAAUUGACGAAACAGGUGGUUUACUUUUGUAUGCGAUGAUGGAAAGAAUGGACUGUAAGGGUAUUAUUGUACUCCUUCAUGAAAAUGAGCAUGCAAAUUCAAUAAUGUUGAGAUACUCAGAUUAUGACGAGUCGGUCAUUAAUGCAGUAGUGAAGCCGAUCAACUGGUUACAAUUUACAGAGCUUGAACACGAAAAGAUAGAGCUCAAGGAAGAAGAAUUUGAACCUAAGAAGCCGAAACUCAAAGAGCAAUUUUUGCGAAAACGCGAGAGGGCAAGGAAUGUUAAUGAGGUAAUUGAUUUGGUUGAAGAGGGUAAUUUUGAUGGCUUUGUGUCAAUGUCCACCUUGUAUAUGCCUGAUGUUUUAAAACACGUAGUACCAAAAAUUGGUGGAUCUAGACCAUUGGUGAUAUACAAUCAAUACAAAGAGCUAUUGGCAGAGGUACAACAACAUUUUACAAAUGAUCGAAGAAUCUUAGCUUCUUCAAUUUUUGAAACCAGGGCCAGACCAUAUCAGACUAUACCUGGGAGAAUGCAUCCACUAAUGACUAUGAGAAGCGGAGGGGGGUAUGUAUUGUGGGGCACUAGAGUCUUCCCAGAUGAGAGUGUCAUUGCCGUCGGAAAAGGGAUGAAGAGAAGAAGAGAAGAAUCAGUUGAAACUGCAGCUUCAAGCUCUCCAGCUAGUGUGAUAGAGAAAACGGUAGGGACUUCUAUGGAGCCAGAAACAGAAGAAGCAACAGAGACACAAGAUGAUGAAGUAAUUGAGACUUAA
Lodderomyces orthopsilosis Co 90-125 is the source of this 1413-nucleotide messenger RNA. RefSeq names its product tRNA 1-methyladenosine methyltransferase subunit. Gene Ontology annotation, biological process: tRNA methylation. The coding region runs from base 1 to 1413 and encodes 470 amino acids. The record is from RefSeq and is a predicted model, not a curated record. The transcript has a single exon. Gene Ontology annotation, cellular component: nucleus; tRNA (m1A) methyltransferase complex. Lineage: Eukaryota; Fungi; Ascomycota; Pichiomycetes; Serinales; Debaryomycetaceae.